This is a messenger RNA of Argiope bruennichi, 1539 nucleotides long. Its product is annotated as acidic leucine-rich nuclear phosphoprotein 32 family member B-like. Gene Ontology annotation, molecular function: histone binding. Bases 75 to 812 code for a protein of 245 amino acids. The record is from RefSeq and is a predicted model, not a curated record. NCBI's taxonomy places the organism in Eukaryota, Metazoa, Arthropoda, Arachnida, Araneae, Araneidae. Gene Ontology annotation, cellular component: nucleus. The transcript is spliced from 8 exons.
CAACAGUGACUAUCAUCUUGUUGAACAAGUGAGCAUCGUUUUUAACGCUUUCGCAAGUCCUAAAAGUCGGCAACAUGGAGAAACGGAUUGAGCUUGAAAAGCGUGGAAGGAACCCUGCAGUGAUAAAAGAACUAAACUUGGACAAUUGUCGAAGUACGUCAAUUGUUGGUCUAACUGAUGAGUUUGUAAAUUUGGAGUCCCUGAGCCUUAUUAAUGUUGGGCUCAUCAGCCUCAAAGGUUUUCCCAAACUGCCAAAUCUAAAAAAGUUGGAACUAAGUGAUAACAGGAUCUCUGGUGGUUUGAAUUGGUUACAUGACAGCCCAAAACUUACACAUCUUAACCUCAGUGGAAAUAAAAUAAAAGACAUUGAAACAUUAAAACCAUUGCAAGCAUUUAAAAACUUAAAAAAUUUGGAUUUGUUCAACUGUGAAGUCACAAAUGUAGAUAACUAUAGAGAAGAAGUCUUUGGACUUAUAUCUAGUUUAAAGUACCUGGAUGGAUAUGACAGAGAUGAUAAAGAAGCGGAAGAUUCAGAAGUAGACGAUGAUGAUGGAAAUGAAGAAGAUGAUGAUGAAAAUGAUGCUCAUGAAGAUGGGGACAGUGAAGAUGAAGAGGAGGAUGAAGGCGAAGAUGAGCAAGAUGAUGAUGAAGCAAAUGCAGACGAGGAAGAUGAAGACGAUUUAGAUGAUGAGGAUGCAGAUGAAGAAGAGGACAGUGAAGGAAAUGAUUUAAAUGUUGAUGAGGAUGAUGAAGAAGAAAGUCCACGAGGUCAAAAGCGGAAAAGGGAUGCAGAUGAUGGAGAUGAAGAUUGAAAAAAACUUUCCAAGAACAUUGCUUCAUCUAUUCAUCCUAAUGUGUAGAGUGAUAAUUAUGUACAGCAUAACUUUUAUUCAUCCAUCUUUUAUGUUUUGCAAUUCCCAAUCAACAUUUUCCUGAAGCGCAAAACAUAAAAGAACUAUCGACUGAGACCAAAUGAAGGAAGUGGAUGGCAUUAUAUUUUAUAUAAUGGCUGUGUCUACUUUGAGUCGUGCCUCGUAGUUUAAACCCACAAGCCUUGUCAGGAUCCCUUUGCAAUCACUGCACAAAUUAUAAGUACAGAUUUAAAAAAUGUAGUUUUGUAAUAUAAUUCUUUUAUAAAUUUGUACUGUAAAGAAUUGUUUAGUAGGAUUUAUACGAACAUAAAAUGGAAUUUAUUUAAUCUUUAACUUGGACUAAGUAAAUUUAUUUUUUGAUUAAAAAUACUUUUUUGAAAUGUAAGAUUUCUUUCAUCUCAAAUUUUGGGAUAUUCAUUACUUUUAAUUUAUUGAUCAUGCUAACUAUAAAGUGUUUUCUUGCAUUUUUUUAAAUAUUUGCUUUUUUUAUUUUGAGGAGAGAAGCAUUGUAGCAGGUUCCUGGUUUGGUUUUUGGUUUACUAAAGAUAAAAUGUCAUUGCUUUUAAGUCCAUUGCUUACUGAUAUCACGAGUCAUCAUUUUUGAACAAGCUUUUCUUGUGAAAGCUUGUGUAUCACAAUUGUUAAUAAAAAGAACUUUUUAUGGAAA